UGGGGAUAUUUGGCCUUUGUGUUAUUAAGUCUAUUCUUUAAUAAUGCUCUUUUGUCAGUAAAUUCUUCACAUUGACUUCUUGAACACAUAGUGCAACUCCUAUGCCCUCUCACUGGAUGUCCACAGACAUCAGUGUUGCCUCUGUGCUGCAUGAUAUGAAAGGAAGGAAGCUACUCUGCAGAUAAGCACUACAGCCAGGAAGCUGAUAUAAGUCUGUAAUCAAAGGGAGGGCCGGGGGGGUGGUGGACUAUACUGUUGUCCUUAGCAGCACCAAACUUUCCUGUGAAAGUGGAAAAUUUAGUCGUAGCUUGAAAAAGACCAUACUGUAUAAAGUGGAAGCAGAUGGAUGGGCUUUUUAGUAACAUUUAUGUGUAAUGGCUUAAUAGAAUUAUUUAACAGUGAUGACGAGUGAAAGAUUGGUUUAUUCUUCCUCCUUGGAAGCAUAUUUCCUCUCAUCCUGUGUUUAUUCUAAACGUAGCAAGAAGUGGAACAUGGGUGGGGUGGAAAACAGAGACGGUCAGAGUUGAAUACUAUAGGCGUGGUUCAUAAUUCUUUUCUCAUGCACUCCAGGGUCUUUGCGUCUUCAAUUGUCUUUUCUUUCCUCGUGGAAGUUACAAAGUAGACCUCAUGCGAGCAGCUUUGGGUUUAAGGCAACAAGAGGAGCGCUGCAACAUGGCGACGAACAGCACUGAUACGGAGGAGCACCUGAGGGCAAACGUGGAGGAUCAGCCACCAAACGCACGACUGCUUCAAGAUGUGCUGUGUGAUUCCUGCAUGGACACCCCCAGCAGAGCGCUCAAAUCCUGCCUGACUUGUCUGGUCUCCUACUGCGAAGCCCACCUCCGACCGCAUCUGGAGAAAGCCAAAUUUCAGAACCAUCAUUUGGUGGAUCCCCUCCAUGACAUCGACCGCCAGACUUGUGAGAUUCAUCAACUUCCCCUCAAGAGCUUCUGCUUUCAGGACAGCUGCUGUGUCUGUGGAGACUGUGAGGACCAGGAGCACGAUGGGCACGAAACAAUGUCCUUGGAGGAGGCUCGAGGACACGUUGAGACUGCACUUCUGCAGAAACACAAGGAGAUCAAGCAGCACGUCUCAGAUGUAGAGAAAGUAGUUGGAAAAUUGCAGAGCAACAGUGCUUUCCUUAAGUCUUCUGUGCAGGAGGUUUGUGUUGUUGUUGAACAGCAGUUCACCAGGCUGCAGAACGCUGUGAAGGAGGCCAGAACGAAGGUGGAGACACUGCUGGAAGGAGAGCAGAAGCGAGCUCUGAGACAAGCGGAGGGCAUCCAGGCACAUCUGGAGCAGAGGAAGGUGGAGCUGAUGAAAACUGCAGCCAAGAUGAAUAGGCUGUCCAAGAUCAAAUCUGAUGUUGAUUUUCUAAAGGAUUACACAGAGUGGAACAAAGGAUCGACAGACGUAUGCGUGCCCGCAGUGCACAUCAGUCGACCGGAUCAUCUGCAGCAGUGCGUCCAAGCAGUGACUGAUGUUACUCAGGAGUUGUGCGACCUGAUUUUGGACUCCUAUGGUGAACAAAUGAGGCUGAUCUGCAGAUGUGCAGAUGAUAGACGCUUGGUGCCAGAAUCUCAGCCAUCUUCUCUGCCUGAUCCUGAGACCCAGGAAGACUUUUUGACAUACGCAACGAGGUUGUCCUUCGACCCCGACACCGCUCAUCGUUUCCUACGUCUGACGGUAGACAACAGAAGGUUAACCAACACCAGCCCCUGGCAGCACAGCUACCCGCACCACCCCAGCCGCUUUGACUACUGGCGUCAGGCCAUGACAUCGGAGAGCCUCUACUUGGGACGGCAUUACAUUGAAGCAGAGCUGAGUGGGGAGGGCGCACACGUCGGGGUCACUUACAAGAGCAUAGAUCGUAAGGGAGAAGAAGGCGGCAGCUGCAUCACCGGGAAUGACUUUUCCUGGUGCGUUGGAAGAAACAGCAAAGGUUUCUCUGCCUGGCAUGCUGGGGAGGAGACGCCUCUGGACGUCUCUGACGUCACCAGGGUCGGCAUAUAUCUCGACUUUCAGUGCGGCUCUGUGUCUUUCUAUGACAUAACAGGCCCUAUGACGCCGCUCCACACGUACACCGCUGACUUUAUAGAGCCCUUAUAUGUAACAGCCUGGCUAUCAAAGAAAGACAACGCUGUAACUCUGGUUAAUGCAAAAUGAUGCCAACAAAUUUUCUGCUGAGUUAUAAAUGUCCAUGGAGGUUUCACGACAGGGGCAAAAAAAAUGUGUAAUGUACAAAUGGCCGAUAUUUCACAUGCAUGUCAAUGAAUGAGAAAUUUACUACCAUCUAGUGGUAGCUGUGCAACUUACUGUAAACACAGGCUUCGUCUGCAUCAGUGGGCGUCAGGAAUCUUCUGCAGAUUUAUUGGUGUUUUACUGCCACUCAAUGUAAUGUGCAUGAGAAAGAGCGGACGACAAUAACUCACACUGCCACUUAUUCUCUUGAUUUGUCUUGCAAGUU
Messenger RNA from Fundulus heteroclitus (mummichog), 2467 nucleotides. Its product is annotated as tripartite motif-containing protein 16. NCBI's taxonomy places the organism in Eukaryota, Metazoa, Chordata, Actinopteri, Cyprinodontiformes, Fundulidae. Gene Ontology annotation, molecular function: protein binding; zinc ion binding. The record is from RefSeq and is a predicted model, not a curated record. Bases 628 to 2166 code for a protein of 512 amino acids. The transcript is spliced from 6 exons.